Molecule: messenger RNA, 10504 nt
Organism: Mitosporidium daphniae
Lineage: Eukaryota; Fungi; Microsporidia
Product: midasin
Exons: 11
Biological process (GO): ribosomal large subunit assembly; double-strand break repair; rRNA processing
Cellular component (GO): preribosome, large subunit precursor; nucleus; Mre11 complex
Molecular function (GO): manganese ion binding; 3'-5'-DNA exonuclease activity; ATP hydrolysis activity
Source: RefSeq, a predicted model, not a curated record
AUGGAGAAGGAUCCAAUACGGGGGGAGGAUUCCUUUUUGGCAUUUCAGGAAAUUCUUGAAACCGCAAAGGCCAGAAACGUCGAUAUGAUCCUCCUUGGCGGAGAUCUUUUCCAUGAAAACAAGCCCUCAAGAAAAGCCAUCUAUCAAACCAUAGAGCUAUUGAGGCAAUAUACCUUUGGUGACGGCGAGUCUUAUUUGGAGUUUUUAUCAGACCCUUCCAUCAAUUUUCCCCAUACAAAGUUUCCGAAUGCUAACUACCUCGAUGAAAAUUUGAAUGUCUCCAUACCUGUUUUUAUCAUCCAUGGAAAUCACGAUGAUCCCUCAGGGGACUCCAAUUUAUCGGCUGUCGAUAUCCUGUCUGUCGGAGGGCUCGUUAAUUACUUUGGAAAAGUCAAAGAUGUCGAUGACAUUGUUGCCUCCCCGGUUCUUUUGGCCAAGGGAAAUACACGACUAGCUCUAUAUGGCAUUGGAUCGAUUCGAGACGAAAGGCUUUACAGAUCUUUUCAAAGAAAUAAAGUCAAGUUCUUGCGUCCAUUGGAAGAUGAAGAGUCCUGGUUUAGUUUACUGACUUUCCACCAAAAUAGGUCUGCGCAUGGGCCAACAAACUACAUCCCGGAGGCGUUUCUCGAUCCUAUGUUUGACUUUAUCCUCUGGGGACAUGAACAUGAAUGUCUAAUUGAUCCACAACUUAAUCCCCAAAAGGAAUUUUACGUUUGCCAACCGGGAUCUUCUGUUGCAACCAGUUUAUGCGAGGGCGAGUCUAAGGAAAAGUUUUUUGGCCUGCUUUCAAUUACGGGGAAAAGCUUUGAGCUAGAAAAGAUCAAGUUGAAAAACAUUCGUCCAUUUGUGAUGAAAGAAAUCUCUCUUUCCUCGAUUUCAAAUCUUCCUCUUAUGGAUAUUAAGAAAAUUAACAAAACUCUUGUGGACCAGGUCAAUCUUCUGAUAGCACAAGCUACUUUGGCAAAAAGUAUCGAGGAAACACCAGAAAGACUGAGGUUGCCGCUGAUCAGGCUAAAGGUUGCAAUGAUCAUCCAUCAAAUCUUAACUUUGGUUAGAUUUGGCCAGCAGUUUGUGGAUGUCAUUGCAAAUCCCAAGGAUCUUGUAACAUUUUUUCGCAAAAGGGCAGCUGCCUCGGCAUAUAGAAAAAGACGAUCUACCAUCGAAUUUGAGGAGGACGCCCAAUCUGAGGCACAUUCAAGUGAAUGUCUUGUAAAUCAGCAAGAAUUGGCCAACGUUGAGUCUCUUCUCAUGGAGGCUCUUCAGGGUCAUUCGCUGCAAAUUUUGCCGGAGCUUGAAAUGGCAUCAGCGCUAAAGUCUUUUGUCGACAAAGACGAAAAAGACGCCAUUGAAAACACUGUUUUUAAAGCCCUCGAGAAAAUAGCAAGCACCAUUGUAGAUUCGGUAACUUCUCUGGAUACAGAGAGCGUUCGAGUGGAGGUUUUUUGUAACAUCCUAAUGCUCCCUUCAUAUCCCAAAGUCCACUCCAGUGAACGGGAUGUAGAAGCCUCGAUCACAAUCAGGGAAAGCAUACAGAUUCAGGUUCCAGUCAUAGUUCAAGGCCCUAUUGGGUGCGGAAAAACGCAUCUUAUUCAGAGGCUAGCGACUGAAUAUGAUGCUACAUUGACUGUGCUUGGAGUUUCUGGCGAUGCUGGAGACCUCAAGCUGCUUUUGGGGACAUUUAUAACAGGCCCAAAUAACUCUUUUAUUUGGAAAAGAGGUCUUCUUACACUUGCAGUGGAGGAAGGACAUUGGGUCCUGUUUAAGGAUAUUUCUCAUCAGUCAUCAACAGAAAUCAUUGCUAUGCUUGCCACGCUAUUACAAGAGAGAAUUCUUGUUAUUCCAAGUAGGUCAGAGCGGAUUGUAGCGCAUUCUUCGUUUCGGCUGUUCAUUACCCAAACAGAUGGCCACAUCCUGUAUCCGGGACUAAAUUGCCUCGUUUCUUUGCCGCCGCGAACAGCAUCUGAGACAAUUUCCAUCAUGUCGUACAUGCUGCUAUCAAUUCCGAAUAGCACUAACUUGACCUCUGGGCAAUGCAAGCAAAUAUCAGAGUUUGUUUACACGGCAGCUUCCCUAAACAAGGAACGCGUCUCUUCUAUGUCCGAUUUAGUGAAAGCCAUUAACCGUCUUCUGCCUCAUUUGGUGGCAGGAAAUGGAAAUGAGGAGCAUGGCCUUUCGCUUGAUCUCCGCCAAAAAAUACUUGAAAUUUCUAUCGAUCUAUUCGCCCUAUCCGUUACAAAUUACGAUGAAAGAUAUUCCCUUCAAAUGGCCAUUGCAAGGAUUUUGGGACUCUCCCAGGAAUGUGAUCUCAAGGUGAUUCUCGAGUCUGAGUUAGGUAGCAAUCGCGACAGUUAUUCACUCAAAGGCCUGGAAAAUCAUCAAAGCACACAAGGUAACAUUGCAAUGAUGAAGCAGACAAAAAUGCUGUUGAAUGCGCUAUAUAGAGGGGUAUCAAGCAAUGAGCCGAUGCUCUUGGUUGGCCCCACCGGGACCGGGAAGACAACAAUUGUUCAAUAUCUUUCAGAGUUGGAGAAACCUCCGGGUGGCCUCUUUGUGGUCAAUUUACAUGCGCAGACGGAACACUCUGAUCUCUUUGGAUCUUGGUCUCAACAAUCAUCAACCACCGAAAUCAUGAAGCGAGCCAUGGAUGAAUUUGGGUUCCUUUUUGAGGCAUCGGGACACAAACGGGAGGCCAACGGUACCCUGUUCUCCAAACUUAUAAGAUGGGCCUCUUGCUGUCAUACAGAUCCCAAAUCCAUAUCAUCUUUUUGGACUCAAAUUGCAACGAUCAGUAAAUUGAUCCUCUCUAAAAUGGGGCACGAAACUUCACACGAGAAAAUAUCGCCAAUUUCGGCGGAAGUUUGUGAUCGGUGGAAUGAAUUGAUAGCCAUGGCGCUCCGCUUUUCAGGGUCACCCUGCUCUGCAACCUUUGUGUUUGCAGAGGGCGUGAUCUUGAAGGCGCUUCAAACGGGAGCAUGGCUUUUGCUAGACGAAAUCAAUCUUGCCCCACCUUCGCUGCUUCUUCUUCUCGAAUCUUUGGUGGCUGGUCAUCCCGUUAGAGUAUUUGAGCGCGGUGACGAACGGCCUGUCUUCCGCCAUCCAUCAUUUCGACUUUUUGCUUGCAUGAACGGCGUGCUUUCAGAGUCAACAAGGCGCGCCUUGCCAGAAUCUCUUCGUGCGAAAUUUACGGAAAUUACCAUCGAUCCGAUUGAAAGAUUCCCUGAAGACGUAAGGCUGCUUGUUGACUCUCGACUUAAAGCAUCGAUGCCAACUUCUUUUGUGCCUUUUCCGGGCUUUGAACUUGGCCCGUUUUUCGUUUCCGUUUAUUAUCGCAUUAGGAAAGGACUGGCAGACCGUGAGCUAUGCGGGCCGGAAGAGCCUUCUUGGACCAUUCGUUCCCUUUGUCGAUUGGUAGAUGCUUGGCAACAAUUCAUGUCACCUCCGCAAUCGGGGUCAGUGCUUUGGGCAUUGAAGCAGGCCAUCAUGGUUGUUGUCGGAGGGCAAUUGGAUUCUUCUUCUGUCAAAUUUCUUCUUUGCACGAUAAUUUCCCAGCUUAUCGAUCCGCAGAUUACUUUUUUGCUUUCUCAAUCAGCAGUUUCCACACGCAAGUCUUGCCAUGUCGAAUCUGGAUCGAUGGUGUCGAUAACCGGAACCGAUGAUGGUGAAUAUUGCCUUUUUCUCCCAAAAGGCCCUCUUGAAGUCGAGAAGCUUGAUGCGUGUACCGGCCGCUUUAUAGAGACGCAGGUGGCACAUAAGUGCAUGCUGGCCAUUGCAAGAGUAUUUGCUGCAAGUAUAAAGAGACCUUGGGCUCUUAUGCUUGUGGGUCCAACUUCUGCUGGGAAAACAACUGCAGUUGCCGAGCUUGCUCGCAGGACGGGUCAUCGUCUUAUCCGGAUCAAUAACCACGAGCACACAGACGUCAGCGAGUACCUUGGCGCUUGGGGAUUUUCUCAUGUAGAUGAUGAGGCCAAGAUGACUCCUAUGAUCUCAGAGUGUACUGAUGGCUUUCAUUCUUCUGAUCUCGGCCAGUUGUCCUCUUCUCAAGCAUCUUCUUCUGGUUCUUGUGUGCCUAAAACGGAAAGCUCCUCAGCCUCAAAUCCAAUUCAUAUUCGAUUCGCUUAUGGGGCGCUGGUCCGGGCCAUGCUUACUGGCUCGUGGCUUCUUUUGGAUGAGCUAAACUUGGCACCUACAGAGGUACUUGAAUCCCUCAAUCGCCUUUUAGAUGACAACAGAGAACUUUACAUUCCAGAAACUGGGGAAACCAUUCGACCACAUCCUUCAUUUAGACUCUUUGCCACCCUCAAUCCCCAUGGAAGGGGAUAUGGAGGUCGACAUGUUCUCUCCGAAGCAUUUAAAUCCAGAUGGAUCAUCCUUCAGGUGGAGGAGGACCCAGCAGUGGAUGAUAUCAUCCGCGGUCGCUCUGGGGGUUCUCAAUCUUCUUGGUUAGCACCAGCCAUCUCUGCAAAAAUGGCAUCUGUGUUCAUGGAGAUAAGAAAAAGAAGAAGAGCCGGAUCCAUUCUUGAUAGCAACUCACUUAUCACCCUUCGAGAUAUGUUUCGGUGGGCAUUUCGCAUCAAACAAUUAUCUGAUGCUGAUGCCUCUCGCGGUGCAUGGCUUCUCGCUGCCCAGGCUGGAUGGUCGUUGUUAGGGGAGCGUCUUAGGACAGAGGUGGAGCGUCGUGCGUUGCAAGAUCUUCUUAUCGAGAAUUUCCCAAUGGCAUCAUCAUCACCCUCACCAGUGGAUAGCCGUGAUUGGCUUUUUUCUGAUUAUGGACGGUGGCCAGGUGUACCAGCCUUGGGGUCCUUUUCCCGUGGAAUCGUAUGGACAGGACAUUUUCAGCGCGUUGGGGCUCUUGCCAUCGCGGCAAUAAGAAACAGAGAACCUCUUUUGCUAGUUGGAGAAACCGGCACCGGGAAAACAUCUAUUGUUCAAUGGCUAGCGGAGUCGCAAAACCUUCCUCUUCACACGGUUGCGUGCCAUCAAUACACGGAUGUUGGAGAUUUCUUGGGCAUGCAACGGCCUUGUGCAUCAAUCGACUCCGAUAGCAAUGGCAAGCGACAUCGUGGUGGCAUGCCAUCGCCCUCUUCAUGGGUAUGGGUCGACGGGCCUUUGGUUACAGCAAUGAGAGAAGGACACAUUUUGCUGGUAGAUGAAAUCUCUCUUGCUGAGGAUUCGGUUCUUGAGCGCUUAAAUAGCGUGCUUGAGAGCGAUAACCGCAUGUUAACGGUGGUGGAAAACUUUGGAGGAAGUUCCACCGAGCCUAUGGUUAUUCAAGCACAUCCAAAUUUUGCUCUUAUUGCAACCAUGAAUCCUUCCGGCGAUUUUGGAAAGCGUGAACUGUCUCCAGCUCUUCGCAAUCGGUUCACGGAGGUCUGGGUGCCUUCUCCAGCUUCUAGUAUAGAGGUUCUUUUGCUGCUGCAUGGGAUUUGUUCGGAAGAUGUAGCUGAGAAAAGCAUACCAGAGUUCCUUUCCAGUGAGCUUUGUAACGUAAAAGAAAUUCCAAAAUGCAUCUUGGCCUUUUGCUCCUGGUUUCUUUCAUCCCUCAACCGCAGUAAUGGCCAAUUUCUUGAUCUCAGCACAGACGAGGCGCUUAUUGCUUCUUUUUCUGGGUUUGUAACCCCAGCUGUGACGUUAUCUAUCCGCGACUUGAAAACUUGGAUCGAAUUCAUCAAAAUAAAUGCACGCGGGCUAUGUCCAUCUAAGUGGUCAUCCGCAUCAGAAUCACUGGUCUCUUGUAAACUGUCCGUUGGGGAGGCGUAUUGCCAAGGGGCCGAGAUGAUAUUCCUCGAUGGGCUUUCCAUGUUAGCAAAUAGUGGGGGAGUGCUUCCUUUCGCAAUUUCACCGGAAAACAUUUCUUCGUUCAGAAAAACUGCACGCACACUUCUUGCGAGACACGGAGCUUUGCUUUCGCCCAUGGAAGAAAUCCCUCACAGACAAAAAAUAUUUUCUACGCGUGAGGAUCAUUCAGCGUGGGGGAUCGCUCCAUUUUAUGUUGCAAUACGCUCGAAAAAAACGCACAUUGCCAUUGAAUCGCAUCCAGAUGUUGGUGCAUUUUCAUUAUCCGCACCAACUGUGAUCGAAAAUGCGUACCGUGUAUUUCGAGCAAUGCAAAUAUCUCAUCGGCCGAUUCUUCUGGAAGGAGAUCCUGGUGUUGGAAAGACCAGUCUCAUCUCGGCCAUCGCAAAGAGAACCGGAAACGAAUCUCUGGUUAGGAUCAACCUGUCAGAACAGACUGAUCUUUCUGAUCUAUUUGGUGUUGAUAUGCCAUCAGGGUCUCUUUUUUCAUGGAGGGAUGGCCCAUUAUUGGCUGGCAUCAAGGCGGGUCAUUGGAUUUUGCUUGAUGAGAUAAAUCUGGCCUCGCAACAGGUGCUUGAGGGCCUCAAUUCUAUAUUAGACCACCGGGGAACUAUUUAUGUCGCCGAACUUAAUCGGUCUUGGAAAAUCGAUUCCACAUCCGUCCGUAUCUUUGCGACGCAAAAUUCAAGACGAGAAGGUGGAGGACGCAAAGGGCUCCCACAAUCGUUUCUCAACCGGUUUACCAGGGUAUAUUUGGAGCCUUUGAGUGAAGCCGACCUUGUUGCUAUUGUGAAAGGAGAAAAGGACCAGAGCUUGCCUGUUAUCACCAAUGCUGUUAAAACGGCCAUGCGUCUCAAUGCGACCUUUUCUCCUCAAUUUGACUUUAACCUUCGUGAUGUGUCCAGACUGUUGUCGUUAAAUCCUACCAACCAGUUCACAUUGCGGCGAGCAGAAGAAUUGGUUUUUGGAGCAAGAUUUGACGACAUGCCCGGUCUUGAUUGUGGUGAUGCUUUCGAUGCAACUGAAAGCAAUAAUUACCGGCUGUUUCUUUCUGUGAGAAAUGAAUUGCGGUUGCCACUUGUCGCUCGCUGGUUGCUACAAAAUCGUGUAGGAGAUGCAAUUGAAAUUGCGCUCCAUAAAAAAUGGCUUGUCCUUUUAAGGUCACCAGAUGCUUCUGCCUUCCCUAUGUCUCUUUCGGAAAUCAUUCACCAUUUUGCCGACACGAAAGGCGCGGUUCUUCAUUCAAUUCCAUUAACUGCACUCUCUGAAACCAGUGAUUUUCUGGGUGGGUUUGAACAGCAACCCGAUCAAGAACUUGGGGCCGGGUUCCAUUGGAAAAAUGGGGUUCUCCUGGAUGCUCUUGAAAAGGGACAUUGGAUAUUUUUUGAAAAUGCCUCUGCAUGCCCCUCUUCUGUUUUGGAUCGGCUGAAUGGGCUUUUUGAGCCGAAUGGGUCUCUUUUUGUGCACGAAAAGAGCGGAUUUGGCGAUCCCAUGAUCCCCCAUCCCAACUUCCGUGCAUUUAUGGGGGUAUCUUCUUGCGGCUCCGGGUCCAUUUCUAGGCCCAUGAGAAAUAGGGCAUUGGAAAUUUGUGUUGGAAAUCUGCCUCCCCCAUCAAUUCUGGACACUAUGCGAUUCCUUUGGAUGCGUGUAAGACACAAGUUUGGAUCGGAUUUGGAAUUUUAUGGAUUUGCAAAAUGGCUGCAUGCACAUGCGAUGACUGUGUACGCAAACGAUGAUUCUCGGAGUGAAUAUUUUAAAAGGCUACUAUUGCAAUUGCGCAAAUCAAAAUGUACAGACAAAUAUGCUGUGGAGGAAAUUCCUUGCUCAUCGCUUAUAAUUAUGCAGUCGCUAUCGAUGCCUGCAUGCUUGGAAAAUGGCGGAGUUUGCUUAUUUCUGCAAAAAUUUAUCAAGUGCAUUUUUGAUGAUAACGCCAUGGUUCGCCCGAUCCUAUUUGAGUUCCACCUUGCUAUUGAGGCUCUCACCGUGCUUUAUGCGAGUGGAAACAACUUCCCGUCAGAGCGGGACAUUUUUUCGCAAAAAUUGUCUCUUUUAUCCUUCAAAGGUAGCGGUUCGCGCGAGAAACAAGAUCUGUCUGCAAUGGCGUGUAGAAUGAUGCUUUUCGAGAAAUUCAAGGCAUUCCACAUCCCGCCUUGUUUGGGAAGGUUUUUCAACCUUGUUAUACAUGAAGGGGAAUGCUCCGAUUCGAUGGCAUAUUUCUCUCUUUGGCGCAAAUGGUUUUCCAAUCCUGCUUUUCUGGCUCGAAAAAAUGGGUUGUUGUGGAAUUCUCCUCUUGCUUCUCCAGAGCAUGUUUUCCCCCAAAAUAGGUAUUCCGAAAGGCGGCUGAUGCUAUCUUCGUCUGCUUUGCUUGCAAUUUACUCUGCACAUGAAAAGCCCGAACAUUUCUGUUGCGGUGGCAAUGCCGAGUCUAGCGAGACGAUGGAAUGCGAACCGAACCACAUUUUUGGAUGUCUGAACAGGUUUUAUGGAACCGUUGCUUUGUAUGCGGUUGCUUACAAAAAUGUCGAAGUUCUUGAUUUGAUCCUCACAAUUGAAUCUCUCCCAAGGCCAGUUUUGUAUGACUUACAGUACUAUCUUUGGUCUUUGGUGCCAUCAAGCCCUCUAUAUGCGAUUUUUCAAAAGUCACAGAUUCCAUUUAUGCUUGCCUGCAUUUUGAAGCUUUUGAAGCUACUUUGCGGAGACAUAUCGAUGUCCAUUUUAGAGGCUGCAUUUGACGUCUAUUCUCUAUCCAGCGGCGCAAACACCUUUGUUGAGAUGUCUGGUCUAUCCCGAACGUUUACAGCAUUGGGGCAAUUUAAUGACUUUUUUGCUUCGGCUCAGUUUGCAUGCUUUUUAAAGCAAAUCGACAACGGCGAAGCUCCUGAGCUCAUCUGUGACGUUUUAUCUAUUGACGGAAAAAGCACAAAUGUGGACAUGCUCCGCGGCAUUCUGCACAUGCUAUCGGAGCUUUGUGCUCCCGUAGUGGAUCCCAUAUUGUUCCCAGUCCUUUCUCCUAUAUUUGCCGCCCAAGCGCAUUUAAACAUCGAGGUUGACAUGCUUGUUCUGCAGACUUUUCAACUGGUUUGUGGAUCUCUCAAUCAUCCAGAGGCUUUCGAUGAACAAGUCAAAAAAGUCCUUUUCAUUUCUACUGGCCUCUCUGACUCCAUCGAUGCAGCGCUGGGAGAGUCGGUUCCCUCCGUCUUUGAUGUAUCGGUACCUUACUUUUGCGGUAUAAUAUCGCAAUUCACCAUUUUUAAGAACGAACUGCUCUCAAAAUUGCCAUCUCAUAUUGACGAUAGCUCAUUUGCUGCAAUUGAUUUGUCAAACUUGCAUCAUUUCCUUCUUUCGCUUUUGAGCCAAAUUGAGCAAGUCGAUAUUCCAUUUGAUAUUGUCGGAUCUCUCUUGCUUCCAUUGAUACUUUUAUCUUUGCUGAAGAUAAUCAAGCCCAACAGGUUUUCUAAAUGCAGCAGCAUCUCUGCUAUCGGCCCUCUAUGCUCCUUUGGCGGCUCAUUUUCGUCACCCCUUCUUGGCAAGGCUUACAUGGAUUGGGCGAUGUCCUAUUCCGGUGCCUCACGAUCAAAUCUCAACAUCCUAUACUCGUUUUUAUACGCACACAAUCCCUGUAGCGAGAUUAUCAACAUGAAGAUUGCCGAUGUUUAUCUUCCCAAGGAUGUGUUUGUGUUGACACAAACGAAAAUGCCGCCCUUCAUUUUGACGCCCAACACAAUUUAUGACAUGCUGUUCCGUAUUUCGAGCGCCAUGGUGUCCUUAAAUGAUGAGCUGAGAAACAAAAUCGCAACAUCAAACAUUUCCGAUUUCAUCGUCUCGGAUUUUACGGCAUCGAUCUCAUCGCUAUUGCUUCUCAAUAUCGACUUUUGCAUCGUAAAAACAACAUCCUGGAAUGCGUUGUACGAGUGUAUCACCACGGUGUCUUCCAAAAUCAUGACGUGCAUCGAGACGGGCUACGAGGUUGCAAGAUUGAACGAUAAAACCGGGUUUUCUUCAUGGCUUGUUACGCAAUUGGAUGCACUUUCGCGGCUUUUGAUCGAAUUUCGGAAGCAAGAAAUUGCUCUCAUCUGCUCCAUGCUUUUACAAGAAGACACCUUGUAUUUCUCCGACUCGUUGGCCUCUUUUUCGCUCGAUCAAUUUGUCACUUUGUUCCGCGAGUCUCUGAGAUCAGAUAUCGACUUUGAAAGCCUAUUUAAACUGCUGGAUGCUUUUGUAUUGAACACUUCUAUUGUUGAGGCUAGGCUGCGAAUAGAGCUUCUGUUUGCAUUGUUCCACUUUCACGAGCGCAAUGGUGCCGGUCGUAGCAACACCGCGCUACUGAAUGUUCUCUGGCAUGGUGGCUCGUAUUUUAACGCAUUUUAUGUUCGAAAAAUAGCCUCUCAUAUUUCAAAAGAGAGCGCUGUGCUGCUGAGCGAGAUUCGGGAAAAAGCCACGCUGAUUUCGUGCUCUUAUUUGAACGAAAUGAUAGUAAGGCAGUGUUCUGACAAAAUUCAUCAUCUCACGUCAAGGUCGCUGAAAGCGCUCAAUGAAAUGCUGACCACACCCACGGUUUCCUUUAUUUCUUCAUGUAAAGCUUGUGUGGUGCAAGUUGGCUGGAAAUUUGAUCUUGCAUGUAACAUUUUGCCAGCAGACGAAUCCAUCAAGGUUCUUGCAAAGGCUUCUCGACUUUUCUCUGCUGAAAUGGAAAGGUUAUGGCGGGGGGUGG